GUCUUUUCCAGUCUUUUCGCUCUACAUUCUGUAGCGUGCAGUACGUCCGGCCAAGAGUACUGACGUUUCGUUGCGCCACUCGCAUGGCCGACGUGUGCAUUCCAAGGCAUAAAAUCGCGUGGUAUCCACUGUCUAGUGACUGUCCUCCCAUAAUCAACCAAUAGUAAAUUAUAAUUGGCUCGGUGAAGGAAGGCAAAUAAUUUCCUAUACUGGUUUACAUAUUAGGAUUCUGGUGAAAUCCUCUACAAGAAGCCUAGACACUACUUUGCUUAUUAUAGUUUAUUCCAAUACUGAACCUUCCGAUAUGUCCAACGAAGAGACUUCUGCUGAUCGCAAUGUCGAGAUUUGGAAGAUCAAGAAGCUCAUUAAGAGCCUUGAAAUGGCACGAGGGAAUGGUACUAGCAUGAUAUCAUUGAUCAUUCCACCUAAGGAUCAGAUAUCAAGAGUCAGCAAAAUGCUUGCUGAUGAAUUUGGUACUGCUUCUAAUAUCAAGUCUCGUGUAAAUAGACUGUCAGUCCUUGGAGCUAUUACUUCUGUACAGCACAGACUGAAGCUUUAUACUAAAGUACCACCAAAUGGCCUCGUGAUAUAUUGCGGUACGAUCGUAACGGAGGAAGGAAAAGAAAAGAAAGUGAACAUCGAUUUUGAACCCUUUAAACCAAUUAACACGUCCCUAUACUUGUGUGAUAAUAAGUUUCAUACUGAAGCUCUCACAGCAUUACUUGCUGACGAUAAUAAAUUUGGAUUUAUCGUAAUGGACGGUAACGGAGCGCUUUUUGGAACGCUUCAAGGAAACACUCGUGAAGUAUUACACAAGUUCACUGUAGAUCUUCCCAAAAAGCACGGGAGAGGUGGACAGUCCGCACUUCGAUUCGCCCGAUUAAGAAUGGAAAAGCGACACAAUUACGUUCGUAAGGUCGCCGAAGUGGCUACUCAACUCUACAUCACUAACGACAAGCCUAAUAUCGCGGGUCUGAUCCUUGCCGGUAGUGCAGACUUCAAGACAGAACUUAGUCAGUCCGACAUGUUUGAUCCCAGAUUGCAAGGUAAAGUCAUUAAGCUAGUGGACGUGUCGUACGGCGGUGAGAAUGGCUUCAAUCAGGCGAUUGAACUGGCCGCGGAGUCCUUGCAGAACGUAAAGUUCAUCCAGGAGAAGAAACUCAUUGGUCGCUACUUUGAUGAGAUCUCCCAGGACACGGGGAAGUAUUGUUUUGGUGUCGAGGACACUCUUAGAGCGCUAGAACUAGGAAGCGUCGAGACGCUCAUAUGUUGGGAGAACCUGGACAUUCAACGAUACGUAUUAAAGAACCACACGAACGCUGAAGAGAAAGUACUGCACCUCACGCCGGAACAAGAAAAGGACAAGACCCACUUCACGGACAAAGAGAGUGGCGUGGAAUUGGAAUUAGUCGAAUGUCAACCCCUUCUCGAGUGGCUUGCGAACAACUAUAAGAGCUUCGGUGCGACCCUAGAGAUCAUCACUGAUAAGUCUCAAGAAGGUUCACAGUUCGUCAGAGGUUUUGGUGGUAUUGGAGGUAUUCUGCGGUACAAAGUGGACUUUCAGAGCAUGCAGCUGGAAGACAUUGAGUUCGACAAUUUCGAUCUGGAAGAUUAUUAAAGAAGUAAAGCGAAGGCGGGUACUCGGUUCAUUUUAGCUUCAGGAGACUACGACACACAGGAAGAGAGGAAGCAGACAAGGAAGAAAGAAAGACAAGGCGAUAUAACGACAAAAGAACAACAUGAAAAUUCAAGAAAAACGCAAAGAUAAACGCGCAUUGGGUGUGCAAUGAACAAUAUGAAAUUUACUGUUUCUCCUGAGCGCUAGUAUUUCAGUGUGAUUAGAAAGCGGUAGAGAAGAGAAAGGAUAAAUUUUCGUUAUUCAAAGAAAGAUGCCGGUAGGAAUCAAAAGCGAGUCGGAGAAGAACGUGCGAAUGAACGAUCGUCUCAGCACGGAGAUGAAAUAAAAAUUCACAAAAUCGCGUAUUGGUGAGGGAGAACAAUAAUAUAAUGGAGCAAGUAUCAUCAUGCAGUCUUCAAGUCAUCCAAUCACAUUUCGAGGAUUUAUAGGAACCAUCUGCGGUUGGUACUCCUGUUCGGUUUCUCUCUGCCUUAAAAAUAUGUGGCCCUGUGCAAUCGAGAUUAAUCCUAAAUGAGAUAAUGGCGAAUUACAAUAAGUCCAACUAGGAGGGAAAGAGAAGAAGACGCGCUUCCCUCGAGGACUGCAACCCUUAAUUAAGCCAGCUUGAUACCUGCCUAUUAGGUGUUAAAAAAAAAAGGAAACAGAACGUGUACCAUGCGUCUGGAUUAUUCUGUAAACUUCGAGCGUUCGCUGUAUAAGCUCUCAUGAGAUUCCCAUUCCUGGCUUUCUCAGAGAAUACAUAAAUAUAUAGAUAUAUAUAUUUAUAAUUAAACGAUUGCUGCGAGGUCACCGUGUAACGGAAACACGUUGUUUCUAAAGACGUGCGGCACCGCGUGAAUUUUUAUAUUCCUUUUGAAAUCACUGUUUUGAGUGCCAGUAAAUUCUGGUUUACCGCGGGGCGAAUAUGUCUAACAGGUACUAGAUUAAUAUGACCGUCGUCACGUGGAAUGAUUUCGGAUUCUAUUGCUGUUGCCGUUUUUAUUAAUCACGCGGUACGGCAUGAAAUCUUAUACCGUUCAAUAUGGACACAGUAUGCACGUCAGUGUUUCAAUAUAAUUUAUCGCUCAUGUCGGUCAAAUAGAAAGAAAAUAAGUCCUGAGUAAACCCUUGAAACCAUCUGGUUACGCGCGACAGUAUUAAUCAUACGGUAUCGCACGAGCUUUUGUAUUAGAAGCUGUUUGGUGACGCUCGUUGAUCAGUUAAACUCCGGUGGGUCGUGGCUUCCCUUGGAUGAUUCUGGUAUCAUUUUUUUCUUUCUUUUUUCAUUUUUUGGGUGUAAUUUAAGACAGCAACGGGUUAUGCAGCCUCCAAUGCGCGGAAUGGCUGCUUGCGUUCUCUUCUGUUCGUAUUAAAAACAAUUAAAUCAUGGAUGAACUCUAAUAAAUUGAUUUCUUUAAACUAAGCACACCUAAGUCCUGUGCGUUACAUGUAUAAAUGGCAAAAAUCGAAGACGCACGAAAGAAAGAUCUUGCAAAGUUCUUCUUAGAUCAUAUUCAAUUUCAAUCUACAUAUACGGAUAUAUUGUAUAUGCUUAUUUCGAGUUGUCAUAUCUAUAUGUUGUUCGUAUGGAUAUGAUAAGUUAUUGAUUAGAGUUGUGCGUGUCACUUCAACUCCAUUGGUUGUGUUCAAUUGAGUUGCAGUGGUUGAAAACGAGAAGUUGGGUUGGCUUUAAUGGACUGAACAUUUUCAUGCAUCUGGUGCAUACCUAUUCCUGACGCAGUUCUGUUUUUCUACACUCACUAUACAUGUAAUUAAGAGCCCUCGUCGAUAGUUUUGAUAGUUUAUUUAUUUUACAAGCUUGGCAGCUCUAGUUAUCAUUUUAAAAAAGACCACCGGUGAACCGAAAGUUUACAAUGUCGACGUAUAUCGAGCGACAAUAUAUGAUCUCGUCUGAUUCACAAGCGAA
This is a messenger RNA of Cephus cinctus (wheat stem sawfly), 3545 nucleotides long. RefSeq names its product eukaryotic peptide chain release factor subunit 1 (gene eRF1). Gene Ontology annotation, molecular function: translation release factor activity, codon specific; sequence-specific mRNA binding. The coding region runs from base 305 to 1618 and encodes 437 amino acids. The record is from RefSeq and is a predicted model, not a curated record. Lineage: Eukaryota; Metazoa; Arthropoda; Insecta; Hymenoptera; Cephidae. Gene Ontology annotation, cellular component: cytosol; translation release factor complex. The transcript is spliced from 9 exons. Gene Ontology annotation, biological process: cytoplasmic translational termination.